AUGUAUCUCACAGGCGUCCACUUCAUCGGCGUUCUUGUGUCGCUGUGGAGCGUUCCCAUUGGGGCGGAGUUUCCUCUGCUCUUUCCGGCGUCCUCCGUUUACCAGAUCACCUCCUCACUUUCGGUUCCUGUGGUGAUUCCGGAUCGGAAACUAUUCUGGGAUUGGGGCCUGCAGAUGAACUAUGCCCUGCCCGCCCAGCCCUCGUCCUUCUACGCCGCCACCAUUUGGCCAGAUGAGUUUUCGAGGCGAGGAAAGCGUGAGAUGCUGAAUGAGACCGCAAAAUAUCUGCCCAGAGGUGUUUCCACGAUGCAUCCGAGUGACUUCUCGGCCGGGGAGCUGUACGAGAGUCUCGAAAACAUGCUCAUCCAGUACGGAUUCGAUGAGUCCUGUCUCCUGCGCAGUGUUUGUGAACUGGCCCGACAUCCUUUCAAGGAUACAGAAAACAAUAUGCUUACGGCCCUCAUGACUUUUACUCUGACCCCCUCUUUGCACGAAGCUUUUGGCCCAGGCGAAAGUCUCUACCGACAGGUUUAUGAACAAGCCGAACAACAGGGAUUUCUAGGAAAGGACUGUGCUAAGUUAUAUACCAACUGCCCGGUGGACUUCCUCAGCGGCAUUAGCAGCUUGUUGAUAUAG
Messenger RNA from Drosophila rhopaloa, 636 nucleotides. RefSeq lists its product as uncharacterized. NCBI's taxonomy places the organism in Eukaryota, Metazoa, Arthropoda, Insecta, Diptera, Drosophilidae. Bases 1 to 636 code for a protein of 211 amino acids. The record is from RefSeq and is a predicted model, not a curated record. The transcript has 2 exons.